AACGAGGCUUUGUCUGAAUCGGUCCCAUUGAGCCUGCUGCUCCAGCACGAAUGAUGCUGAUGCUGCGCCCACGCUCAAAUGUCUCUACUGCGCAGUCGCCGAUGCAACGAACGCAGUAAGAGAAAGGAGACGCAAUAAUGGCCCUUGAUAAUUUAAUUUUCGCCCAAUGCAUCCUCUAUUUUUUGGCGUUUGUUUUUGGUUUUAUUGCCGUAGUGCCUCUCUCUGAAAACACGGAGGAUUUUCAUGGAAAAUGCUUGCUUUUCACGCGUGGUAUGUGGCAGAAUGAGAACAUCACAGUUUCAAAGCAGCGCUUCAUCGUUGAGGAGUGGGGACCGGAGUCUUCCUGCAGUUUCAUCACUUUUGUCGGGAUAGCAUCUCUCGUCCUGUCCGCAGUGCAGUCAUGGAGACUGCUGUUGUUUCUUUUCAAAGGCCACGACGAUUCCCUGUUCAAUGCCUUCCUGAAUCUGUUGAUCAGCUCCUUGAUGGUGUUCACAGUGUUCCUCUCCAGCACCAUCAUUAGUGUGGGCUUCAACUUGUGGUGUGACGCCAUCACAGAGGGCGGGGGCAUGCCCAGCAGCUGUGAGGACAUGCAGGACACCGAUCUGGAGUUAGGACUGGACAACUCCUCGUUCUAUGACCAGUUUGCCAUUGCCCAGUUUGGUCUGUGGGCAGCAUGGCUGACGUGGCUGGGCAUCACGGUCAUGGCCUUCCUCAAGGUCUACCACAACUACCGCCAGGAGGACCUUCUGGACAGUCUGAUCCACGAGAAGGAGCUGCUGCUUGGACACUCGUCCCACCGGGGCUCCGAUGCCAACCAGUUGAAGAGUGGCAUGAUCUAACACCCAGAGGGCACGUGCACAUUACUGACACAUAUCCUCCUAUCCUACCCCAACUGCCAGCCCCUGUCAAUCUACACUGAGUGUACAAAAGAUUAGGAACACCUUCCUAAUAUUGAGUUUCACCCCUUUUUUGCCCUCAGACUUCCUCAAUUCGUUGGGGCAUGGACUCUACAAGGUGUCAAGAGCGUUCCACAUGGAUGCUGGCCCAUGUUAACUCCAAUGCUUCCCACGGUUGUGUUAAGUUGGUUGGAUGUCCAUUUGAUGGUCG
This is a messenger RNA of Oncorhynchus gorbuscha (pink salmon), 1107 nucleotides long. RefSeq names its product transmembrane protein 179-like. The transcript is spliced from 4 exons. The record is from RefSeq and is a predicted model, not a curated record. Bases 138 to 839 code for a protein of 233 amino acids. NCBI's taxonomy places the organism in Eukaryota, Metazoa, Chordata, Actinopteri, Salmoniformes, Salmonidae.